CAUCACCUGUCUGCAGCAGUAUUUGCUGUGCAUGCCUCUGUUGAACUACAGCACCAGUGACCAUGUUCUAUCGUCGUCUCAGCUCAUCUGUGGUUUGACACCAGUCGCAGAGUUUAGUUUCAGUCGAGACUGAAGCCAGGUUUGACUUUCAGGCCUCGGAUAACGUCACAUUGCAUGCACAAAGCAGAAGCCUUUUUUUUCUUUCUUUUGCACUGUUCGACCUGCUAACCGCAAUGCAGGAAGCCAGAUAAGACACAGAGGAAGGAGCUGCAGCGUGAAACAGUUUCUUCAGAAACUGUGCUGACUUUUAAUGACUUGAGCGGCCGUGUUCUUGACGCUCAUUUAACCUGUUUGCUAGUGCACAACUGGAUUUCACCCUAAAGAUUCCUCCAACUCACUUUUAAUUCUCAUAAGGCUGAUUGCAUGUGAAUUAUGGUGUUACUACUUCAGACAUCUAUGUAGGUGACACUGACACCCACAGACCUGCCUUCCAACACCGUCAAGACACCCAUGAAACAAACACGAACAUCAGGGGAGGAAAAUAUCAAACUUUCUCAUGGAGAGGAAGACACAUUACGAUUCCAUCAUGGACCGAAGCAAACGCAUCACGUGGCAGGAUGACUGCUACGUGGAUCUUCAGUCUACCUGCUCUGCUUCAUCACGAGCAGAAACAGAGGAACUUGGCUGGAUCCCAAAGCAUCAAGACCAACUGCAAAGCUUCAUCACGCCCCCCUUCCUGGAGGAGAUUUUAAGCCACCUGACGAAGGUGGAUGUGCUGAGUUCAGCUGAGGAGACCAAGAUCAAGGAAGCAGGACAGUUACAAGACCAGGUUAACAUGCUCACCACUAUUGUCACUGACAAAGACAUUCAAGGCUCUGAUGCCCUUCAGGGGUUCAUAGAAAGCUCCAGUUCUCAGGUUGCCCAGCUCAUCAUAAACCACGAUUCCAUGGUGAAACAGCACAAAGAGGUGCUGUUACGUCGAUAUGAACAAUACAGAGAAAGAGACUCGGUCAGCUGCCCCAAACUGAACAUCUCCUCAAGAACCUUACUCCUGGUCGAUGGACUUUCUGACCUCCAACAAAAGGAACAUGACCUGAUGCAGGUGGGAGUGACUCGAGGAGGGAAAAGAAAUCAUCUGAGGCAGCUGGGGCUGGUGAAACUGUUUGAGCCCCUGACCCGAGUCAGUGUGCCUCCCAGAGUCUCCCUCACAGUCGGGGUGGCAGGUAUAGGUAAGACAACCUGGGUACGACACUUCAUCAGACAGUGGAGCCAAGGGGCCAUCUGUACAGAUGUACACUUUGUCUUACCUUUCACCUUCUGCGAGCUGAACUCAAUGGAGAAGCUUUCUGCCGAGAAGCUGGUGAAAAUGAGUUUUCCUCAUUUAACAGACCCCAGUCUGGUCCUGAACAGCUCCUGCAGGACACUGAUCAUACUUGAUGGUCUGGAUGAAUUCCGCUGCACUUUAAAUUUCUCAGACGCAGCUCCUUGCAAUGACCCAAAGAAAGAAGUGUCCAUUGACGACUUAAUUACGAACAUCAUCCGAGGGAAUCUGCUCCCCGAUGUUGCAGUUUGGGUGACUUCCCGGCCAGCAGUAGCCUCUCUGAUCCCUGGAGGACUGGUGGACAGAGUUACUGAGAUCCCUGGAUUCAGCCCUAAUGAAGUCCAGAUCUUCCUGAACCACCACUUCUCUGAGAGGGAUUUUGGCAGUAAAAUAUGGGCCCACCUGGAGUCCAACCAGAUCUUGAUGGUGAUGUGCUACAUACCAUGCAUUUGCUGGAUAGUAGCUGAUACUUUGUUGUACAUAAUGCAAGGUGAAACGCAGGAGAGCCUUCCAAAGACUUGUACUGAGCUGUAUGCCCAUUUUUGUUCCAUGAAAGCCGAACUAGGUGAGCCGAGAGGCAGGGAGCCUGUGAAAAUGGAGCAGCUUCACGGGAGCAAUCGGAAGCUGCUGGGGAAUCUGGGACGACUGGCCUUCUAUGGCCUCCUCAAACACAAGUACACCUUCAGCGAGCAGGACCUCAGGGCUUAUGGUAUAGAUCUACUGCUAACUCAAAGCAGUCUUGGAGCUGGAGUUCUUGUUCGGGAGGAAUCAGCCAUACACACAACAUACAGGUUCACACAUCUGACUCUGCAGGAGUUUCUUGCAGCUACUUUCUACCAUGUUUCCUCCAAGCGGGCCAUCUUUGACUUGUUCUCAGAGAGCACCAUGUCCUGGCCCAAGAUUGGUUUCCAGAACCACUUCAGAAGUGCUUUUCAACACUCUCAACAAGCUGAGGAUGGUCACUUGGAUGUGUUUGUGCGCUUCCUGACAGGCCUGCUGUGCCCAGUGGCUGUCAAACCUCUUGCUGGGCUUCUGGCUAUCGGGAAAGAUGAUGGCAGUCAGAAGACGUGGGCAGCGGGGUUUCUACAAGGCCUCUUGGUCAGUGGGGGAGCGGUGGUGUCCCUGCGUGCAGUCAACCUGGCUUACUGUUUACAGGAGCUGCAACAUACAGAGCUGCUGCGGAGUGUAGAGGACGAUUUACGGCUCGGUAAUCUCGCUGGGAAGUUGACACGACCUCACUGCGUAGUGCUGGGAUACCUGCUGCACGUGUCUCCAGAGUGCAGCAACCAGACCAACCUAACAUCCUCUCUGAACUACGCAACGGUGAAGUGUUUGCUUCCACAGCUGCUGUACUGUAGCCAUCUCAGGUUAGAGAACAAUCGCUUCAAAGAUGAUGUCAUGGAAUUGCUGGGAAGCCUCUUGAGUGCCAAAGAUUGUCAUAUCCGGAAAGUAAGUUUGGCAGAGAAUUCCAUCACCAACAAAGGGGCCAAAGCCCUGAGUCGAGCCCUCCUGGUGAAUCGCACGCUAACUUCUCUAAAUCUCCGGAGCAACAACAUCGGCUCCAAAGGUGCAAAGUUCCUGGCAGAGGCUCUGAAGAUGAAUCAAGUUCUAAUAUCAAUCAACUUCCAGAACAAUGCCAUUGAGGAGGAAGGUGCUCAGGCACUUGCAGAUGUGCUACAGUGCAACCGCAAACUAGUGUCCCUGAAUAUACGGAAGAACACAAUUGGAGCAGGUGGAGCCAAAAGGAUUGCAGAUGCACUGAAGAUAAACCGGACUCUGACAAAGCUGAUUCUUUGCAGCAACCAGCUUGGGGACAAAGGAACAGUUGCUCUGGCAGAAGCUUUGACACUAAACCACACUCUGUUGUCGCUCCAACUUCAGAGCAACUCAAUCAGCAACCGUGGAAUGACCGCCUUAACCAAAGCACUUAGGCUGAACCGUGGCCUUGUCUCUUUGAAUCUAAGGGAGAACUCCAUUGGUGUGGAGGGAGCAAAGAACAUGGCAUAUGCACUCCACGAGAACCACUCUCUGCAGGACCUCGAUCUCACAGCUAACCUGUUACAUGAUGAAGGGGUUCAAGCAAUAGCCGGUGCAAUCAAGUUCAAUCGCGGCCUCAUCUCUUUGCAUCUCCAGUGGAAUUUCAUCAAGACCAAGGCUACUAAAGCUCUGGCCCACGCACUUCUGUCCAAUUCCACCAUGCAGCUGUUGGAUCUACAGGAAAACGCUAUUGGGAACGAAGGAGUCAUUUGUCUUGCUGAAGCUCUGAAAACCAACACGUGUCUGCGUACAUUAUGCCUCCAGGGAGUCUCUGCAGGCAUGACUGGUGCGAUUGCAAUGGCAGAAGCUCUAACAACCAACCAAACCCUGCAAACAUUAGAUCUGCGUGGGAACGCUGUAGGGAUGGAAGGAGCAAAGGCUCUGGCCAAUGCCUUGAAAAGCAACAGAAGCCUCAAGUCACUGAAUCUGCAGGAGAACUCUCUGGGUAUGGAUGGAGCCAUAUUCAUCGCAACAGCCUUGAAGGGAAACCACCAACUGACAUACAUCAAUUUGCAGGGAAAUGGCAUUGGAGAAUCAGGAGCAAAGGUCAUAUCUGAUGCUAUAAGGGCCAGUGCUUCCGGCUGUGUGGUCGACAUCUAACCCAGCAAAGAGCAGCCUUUAGCGAGGAAAAUCAUGCCUGCACCAGCAUACCAGUAAACUAUGUAAUUUAGUCAAACUCUAGCUGUACAAAAGAUUCAUUUUAUAAGGUUCACUGUAUUUUAUUUUAUUUUUUCAGAUAAAUAUUGUAAUAUAUAUUUUGACAGUCACAUUAAUCCUGAAGCUACAGUUCAGGUUCAUGACAGGAAAAUAAUCAAGAGAAUACAUGAAUGGCACCAUAUCGUAAAAUGUAAAUAGAAUAUAAUGUAAAAUACACUCAGUAUGCACAACAAGUUAGAUCAGAUAUCCCUUUUUUUGUCCUAGUAAAGAUGUCAUUCUGUACUUUUGCUCUUUUUGCACAAUUGAAUUUGAUGUAUAGUAAUAAAGUGAAUAAGACACAAUGCAUAGCAGUUUUAUUCCACCUGUUAAAAUAUGACCCUGCCAAGAUUUGUAAACACAUUUAUUCUAACUUUUGUCUAAUCCAUCAUCUGUUGGCUUCAUUAUGUCUUCCUGGCAACAGUUGCGUACCAGAAAUACCGAUAUGAUUCAUUGCAGAAAUCAUUUCUAUCUGUGAGGAAGAUUGUUUAUACCAAGACUUCACUUUGAAGUGGACUUCAUUUGGAACAAAUCUUUGGCUGAAACAUGGAUCUUACUUGUGUUUGCAUGUGAAGGAUGCAAACAUAUUUUCUGGAUAUAAUAAGAAUCAGAAAGAACAUCUUGAGGGCCAUUUGUAGAGAAAGUCAAGAUUCACCUGGGAGCAAUUUACAGAUUCAGGACACAUUUAGAAAAAAAAGUUUAAUAGAAAUGUAUAGAAAUAUCCUUGACAUAUUAUGACAACUUGUUCAAACAUUUUGCAUGUAAAGACUUAUGCCAUGAACUAAUGUCUAAAUGCUGUGGAGGGUUCGCUAGUCACUUACUACAUAUACUAAUCAGAAGUUUCUGUUUCUGCCACCAGUUCUGUGUGCAUAAUUGUGUGUAUAUAUAUUGUUGUAAAUAAAUUAUUGUUCUAUUCAA
Amphiprion ocellaris (clown anemonefish) is the source of this 4969-nucleotide messenger RNA. RefSeq names its product NLR family, CARD domain containing 3 (gene nlrc3). Gene Ontology annotation, molecular function: protein binding. Bases 557 to 3958 code for a protein of 1133 amino acids. Gene Ontology annotation, cellular component: cytosol. Gene Ontology annotation, biological process: regulation of apoptotic process; negative regulation of canonical NF-kappaB signal transduction. The record is from RefSeq and is a predicted model, not a curated record. The transcript has 19 exons. Lineage: Eukaryota; Metazoa; Chordata; Actinopteri; Pomacentridae.